AUAUUCGCCCUCUUUAUUCUCUCCUUGAAGCGAUUUGAGGCUCUAAUUCUUUCUCCUCUUCUUCUUCUUCUAUCUCAAAUCUUCAACCGACAAGUUCUCCACCAUGUUAUUCGUGCACAAGGAUGCCUCCGCCCACCGGUUCCCUUUCUUCGCCUCGUCUCCGCCGAAAUCGCCGCCGGCUUCCUUAGCGCGUUCCUUCGAAGACGCCCUCGCCGCCCGCCUGGCCGAUCUGCACCUAGACACCGCCUCACUCUCCUGGCUCACCCGCGCCGUCCGCGUCCUCGCUCUCACCCUCGAUGAUGCGGCCGCCCUCCUGGCUGACGCCCCCGUUUCCUCUUCCGAUCGUGACGCCCUCGCUGGCCACCUCGACUCGGGCGUUGCCCUCCUUGACGCCUGCAACGCCGCCUCUGCCGAGAUCGACCGCCUCCUCCGUCGGCGCCUCCAUCUCCGCUUCGCCCUCCACAUCCUCGCCUCCUCCGAUGGAGGCCGCGACGCUGAGAGGCUGCGUAAGGCGCGGGACUCCCUGGAGGAGUGGACCGUCGGCCCCCGUCGCGCCAUCAAGCCAUCCGCCGUCGACCUAGUGAAAUCCCUGACCCCGGCUAACCCUCCGAAAGGCAAGUUAUCAGUUGCCCGGAGAGCGAUCUACGCCGUCGAGGCGGUUUCCUCCCUGGUCGUCGGCGCCCUCGUGGCCGCCCUCGGCGGCAGCGAGCAUCUUGCCGCCGUUCGCGUCCCUUCCGACCUGCCCUGGGCGAAGGAGUACCACGAUCUCGCCGCGGCGAUAUCGCACAAGCUCGUCGGCGACUGGUUCGCCGCGGAGCUGGAUGCGGCCCAAGCGGCCGUCAAAAAAUUGACGGACGUGAUCUCAACAAACGGCGAAGACAUGACGGAGACGUUACGGAAAUCCAUGGAAGACACCAAGAAAGCGACGGGUGCUUUGACGGAGGGUCUGGACGAGUUAUCUCACGCCGUUAGCGGGCUUUUUCACUCGGCGUUGGGUUUGAGGAACGCGGCGUUGCUAGGAUUCCGCGUUGGCUCCUGCAAAUAGUCAUUUGUCUAAGGACGAAUAUGCGACGUCAAAAUAUCAAAGUUCAUAAUUAAAAAAUUAGUUUAAUCUUAAUUACGGAAAUUUGUAUGGUUUUUUUUUCCUUGUUUAUGUAGUUGUAACAGAUGGGCAAAAAUAUUUGUAUAUAAGUUCACAUGUCUGGAGCUCCAAAGAGAAAUUAUUAUGCAAAUAUAUUGCCUGUUAAUCCUA
Zingiber officinale is the source of this 1252-nucleotide messenger RNA. RefSeq names its product UPF0496 protein 4-like. Bases 104 to 1045 code for a protein of 313 amino acids. The record is from RefSeq and is a predicted model, not a curated record. Lineage: Eukaryota; Viridiplantae; Streptophyta; Magnoliopsida; Zingiberales; Zingiberaceae. The transcript has a single exon.